AGUGGAGGGCCACACUAAAAACAUUUGGAACAUUUAGGCGCACACAGAUGGUUUAUUUUAUGCUUUUAGUUUACAGUAAUAAAACGAAAUGAACUUUGAUCAAGUAAAUAUACCAGGAAAACUGUUGCCGGCAAACUAUUUACAGCUAGGACUGGCAGCCCAACGGAGUAAGCAGCGCAGUUUCAAGGAGCUUCUUGAAAAGAGAAAACUGCCGGUAAAUGGUUGGCCCGAUGUGCAAAUUGAGGAGCUGGUUCAUAAGCUGGCGACCUUGGACAGCAACAACUUCCCGCAUAAGGUCGGAAUGGGCGAACGGGAGGCGCGAAUAGCUUGCAAACUCGUAGCCCGGCGGCACUAUAACUUCGGUCACGGAAUUGGUCGCUCUGGAGAUUUACUAGAGGCGCAGCCGAAGGCAGCUGGCUCCACGCUGCUCGCCCGCCUCACAAAUGCCCUGAUCCUGGAUUUAAUGCGGGGAAUCGGCCUGCCCAGUUGUGCCGGCUGCUUCUUGGUGCCGAUGUGCACCGGCAUGACAAUAAGCCUGUGCUUGCUGACCCUAAGCAAGCGGCGACCCGGGGCGAAGUACGUGCUCUGGUCCCGUAUCGAUCAAAAGUCCUGCUUUAAGGCUAUCACAGCGGCGGGAUUGGUGCCAGUAAUCAUCCCCUGCCAGGUUCAAGACGAUGCUCUACACACCAACAUUACUUCAUUCGGGGAGAAAAUCAAGGUUUUGGGUGUUCAAAACAUUCUUUGCCUGUACACAACCACCAGUUGCUUUGCCCCCCGCAACAGCGAUGACAUUUACGAAGUAUCCAAGCUGUCACAGCAGUGGGGAAUUCCCCAUUUGGUCAACAAUGCUUACGGAUUGCAGUCGGCAGACAUCGUUCGUCAGUUGGAGCGGAUUCACCGAGUCGGACGCAUUGAUUACUUCGUUCAAAGCACCGACAAGAAUCUUCUGGUGCCCGUGGGCGGUGCCAUUGUGGCCAGCUUCGAUGAGAGCCUGCUCCAUAAUGUUGCCAACAGUUACCCGGGUAGAGCCAGUGGUUCCCAGUCCCUGGACGUGUUGAUGACGCUGCUCUCGCUGGGACUCAACGGAUUUCAAUCCCUCAUUCAGCAGCAAAACGAAAAUUUUAUAUACCUAAAAGAGAACCUUAAGAAAUUCGCAAAGAGUCAUGGUGAAGUAGUGAUCGAAACCAGGCUUAACUUUAUUUCCUUGGCAAUAACACUGAGUACAAUUGCUGCGGAUCAGAUGGAAAGCAUUACCCAGCUUGGAUCCAUGCUGCACCAGCGUGGAGUGUCUGGGACAAGAGUAGUGGUUCCCGGGCAAAUAAAAACCAUCGAUGGACAUGAGUUUUUGGAUUUCGGCUCCCAUCGGAACGAUCUUAAGGUGCCUUAUUUAACUGUGGCGUCUGCAUUGGGAACAACUCGAAAUGAGAUCGACAAGUUUUUUGAUAUCUUUUCAAAGUGCUGGAUCCAGCUAGGUCAACAUAAAAAUGAUAACCAAAACUUUAACCUACCAAAGUCAACCGACAAUGAAUUGCAUUAAUUAGGUACAUAUGUAUGUAACAGCUAUUAUCAACGGAAAAAGCCAGGAUCCCACAUUGUAUAUUCAAAUUACAAUACAAAUAAUUUCAGAACCUUAGGACGGCGAUGUGAUUUAAAAUUAACCGUGGAAAGACGAAGUUUGCACCACGUUAAAACAAUAUCGUAUAAUAUGUAUUUAAAUAUAAAUUUCGAUCAUUAUGCAAAUGCAUUUUAAAAGUUAAAUCAGAUCAAACAAUCAAAACUCAAGAAUGUAUAGCGACCUAUAUUUAUUAAACAGUUUGGCAGAUCAUGCAAUAACGAUAAUUCACUAACGAA
Molecule: messenger RNA, 1851 nt
Organism: Drosophila rhopaloa
Lineage: Eukaryota; Metazoa; Arthropoda; Insecta; Diptera; Drosophilidae
Product: O-phosphoseryl-tRNA(Sec) selenium transferase
Exons: 4
Coding region: 89-1537 (482 amino acids)
Biological process (GO): selenocysteine incorporation; conversion of seryl-tRNAsec to selenocys-tRNAsec
Molecular function (GO): O-phosphoseryl-tRNA(Sec) selenium transferase activity; tRNA binding
Source: RefSeq, a predicted model, not a curated record